Castor canadensis (American beaver) is the source of this 2298-nucleotide messenger RNA. Lineage: Eukaryota; Metazoa; Chordata; Mammalia; Rodentia; Castoridae. The record is from RefSeq and is a predicted model, not a curated record.
GUUCGAGAACUCCAAACCCGACUACAGAGCGUGCAGGCCACAGGCCCCUCCAGCCCUGGACGCCUCACUUCUGCCAACCGCCCAAUUAACCCCAGCACCGGAGAGCUGAGCACCAGCAGCAGCAGCAAUGACAUUCCCAUCGCCAAGAUUGCUGAGAGGGUGAAGCUAUCGAAGACAAGGUCCGAAUCUUCUUCAUCUGAUCGGCCAGUCCUGGGUUCGGAAAUCAGUAGCAUUGGGGUAUCCAGCAGCGUGGCAGAACACUUGGCCCACUCCCUUCAGGACUGCUCCAACAUCCAGGAGAUCUUCCAAACGCUCUACUCACACGGCUCAGCCAUCUCCGAAAGCAAGAUUAGGGAGUUUGAGGUGGAAACUGAACGGUUGAAUAGCCGUAUCGAGCACCUCAAGUCCCAGAAUGACCUCCUGACCAUAACGCUGGAAGAAUGCAAAAACAACGCUGAGAAAAUGAGCAUGCUGGUGGGGAAGUACGAGUCCAAUGCCACAGCGCUGAGGCUGGCCUUGACCUACAGCGAGCAGUGCAUAGAAGCCUACGAGCUCCUCCUGGCCCUGGCUGAGAGCGAGCAGAGUCUCAUCCUGGGGCAGUUCCGGGCAGCUGGUGUGGGCUCCUCUCCUGGAGACCAGUCAGGAGACGAGAACAUCACUCAGAUGCUCAAGCGAGCCCAUGACUGCCGGAAGACUGCAGAGAACGCCGCCAAAGCCCUGCUUAUGAAGCUGGAUGGCAGCUGCGGGGGAGCCUUCGCUGUGGCUGGCUGCAGUGUGCAGCCCUGGGAGAGCCUAUCUUCCAACAGCCACACCAGCACAACCAGCUCCACAGCCAGCAGCUGCGACACAGAGUUCACAAAAGAAGAUGAGCAAAGGCUGAAGGAUUACAUCCAGCAGCUCAAGAAUGACAGGGCUGCAGUGAAGCUGACCAUGUUAGAACUGGAGAGCAUUCAUAUAGACCCGCUCAGCUAUGAUGUCAAGCCGAGGGGAGACAGCCAGAGACUGGACCUGGAGAACGCCGUGCUGAUGCAGGAGCUGAUGGCCAUGAAGGAGGAGAUGGCAGAGCUGAAGGCACAGCUAUACCUACUGGAGAAAGAGAAAAAGGCUCUGGAGCUGAAGCUGAGUACGCGGGAGGCGCAGGAGCAGGCCUACCUGGUACACAUCGAGCACCUCAAGUCUGAGGUGGAGGAGCAGAAGGAGCAGCGCAUGCGGUCCCUCAGCUCCACCAGCAGCAGCAGCAAAGAAAAGCCCAGCAAGGAGUGUGCCGAUGCCGCCUCUCCAGCCCUGUCACUGGCUGAACUAAGAACAACGUGCAGCGAGAGUGAGCUGGCUGCAGAGUUCACCAAUGCCAUCCGCCGGUAAGCACCCUUCUAUCCCAGGCCUCCUGCCACGUUUUCUUGGCUGCUCACAUCAGCUCUUUGGGGAUCACACAGCCUGCUGGGAAGGAAAAGAUGCUGAGAUGUUCUAAAUUGGCCAUGCCUUGGAGGCCGAAAACGGACAAGCCCUGUUUAUGCCAGGCCUUUCAAAAGGGGAGUGUUGGGGGUGGGCAGUCAUGCCAUCUGCAGAUAAGAAAAUGUCUCUUCCUUUCCUGUUGUGCUACAUUAUUGCACUGGCUAGAAGUCUCAGGAAGCUGUAAUGGUGACCAUAAGAAUGGGCACUCUCUCAAUGCCACCUUUAGUGGGACUGCUUUCCUUUAGCAUGGGUGGCCCCUUCCAGUGGGAGGCCUCUUAUUUUUAUUCUAGUUUGGGAAAUUUUCCUGUUAGUUGGUUGUUUCCUCUUCUACAAUCUGACCUGUCUUUUUGUAAAGAGAAACAGGUGCUAGAGCUUUCUUCCUUGUCCUCUUUGGUAACACUAGGAUUUGAUCUCAGGGCUUCACUCUCGCCUACUCCUUGAGCCACACCUCCAGCCCUUAUCUGUCCUUUUGCUCUGGCUUCCAGAGCAGCUCUGUCCAAUGAAGAAGUAAUUUGAAGCAAAUAUGUAAUUUAAAAUUUUCUAGCAGCCACAUUCACAAAAAUAAAAAGAAACAGGUGAAAUUCACUUAAAGAACCUAUUUUGUUUAACCCAAUGCACUCCAAAUGUCAUUUCAGCCUGUUUUCUACGUUACACGUACAUCGGAGUACAGGGCCGCCAGCAGCACGUGGCUUUACUGGCUGUCCUGUUACUUGCAGUUCUUUUUCUUUAGAUAGACGGAUAGUUUCUUUUUUUAAAUUGACAUAGUAAUUGUACAGAUCUAUGGGGUACUGUCGCAUUUCCUAGACAGAUUCUUCAGUUUGGUUUUCUAGCUCACUUUUUUUUUUU